AUGGUUGAGGGGGAAUACGAUGAUGUGACAUUGGUGUUGUCGAUAAUUGUAUCCUUCUCUAUCACAGUCAUCUUAGCCAUUGUCUUUUGCGCCUACAGGAUAUUCUUUAGCAGACUGCGAAUCAAUGGAGAAUAUCAAAGUUUAUCGUCAUCCAUAACUGAUAAUUUGUUAGGAUCACAUCUGAAUGAUGUGCCACGGGAGUUUUUAAAUGAUGAGGAAAGUUUAACCCAUUUGGCUGAGGCUUUUGAUUUUACGGGGCUAUCGCCAGAAGAACAACAGCUGUAUCUCAAGGGCCAAGAAUUUACUGUUAAUAACCCACCUGAUUUUACAAAGACGAGGGGCAAGACUUUUUCCUUGGAGGAUGAGCGAAUGAUUAAAGAGUAUGGAAUCAAUGUGUUUACCUUUGAAAUGGAGACUGAUACGUUGAAUCCCCAUUAUAUUGUUGCUGAUAAGACAGAAUUGAACUUUAAUAAUAAUGAUUUGCCUUAUUGUACUACAACGGCAAGUCUCAACUAUCCAUUACCAGUUAGAAAUCGAGUAUUUUCUGAUACCAUUUAUUUUGAAACAAAAGUUUUUGAAUUUAUUCAAGACCCCAAUUUGUCAAGUCAGCAUUUCUCCAUUGGGUUGAUUACAAAGCCAUACCCUACAUCAUUCAGAUUACCAGGAUAUAACAAAUUCUCAAUUGCUUAUGAGAGUACAGGUAAUCUCAAGAUUAACAAACCUUUUCCUACUCCAUUACAACAACACCUUGGUGAACAAAGUCAAUAUAAUGCAUUAGUUUUACCGCCUUUGCAAGAAGCAGAUGUGGUUGGGUUUGGUUAUGUCAUCCCAACAGGUACAUUAUUCAUUACCCGUAAUGGGAAGAAACUUUUGGAUGUAAUGAAGGGGUGUUUUGUUGAUUUGUAUCCUGCCGUUGGAUGUUUUUCAACCAAUGCUAAAUUCCAGGUCAACUUGGGUCAAAGUGGAUUUGUUUGGAUUGAGGCUAAUGUAAGAAAAUAUGGAUUUGUUUCGACUAGCGAUUAUAAGAAAUUAGGUGGUGAACGAGGAUUAGCAAACUUGCCUCAGUAUAACAAGGUCCUCAAAGAUAAUAAUGACAAAUUACUUGAUAAGGGUGAAGAGUUGCCACCUCGGUAUAAUCUGGAAGAAGAAUUGGAUUUCUUUGGUAGAAGCUCAAAUGAUGUGACUAGAGUAGGAUCGAGUGCGCAGCAUAUGAGAAUGAAUGAGAAGCCAGUAACAAAAAGAGGUGGCAAUGAUGAUGAGGAUGAAGAUGAUGAGGUCAAGAGUAUUGAUGGGACACAUGUGACUAAUGAGCCAGAGGAAGUUAUGGAUUUAAGGGAGAGAAUAUAUGAACAAAAUAUCCAAAAUGAUGUACUGGAAGAUAAUCAGUCGGAAUCAGUGCCAUUGCUUGCUUCGGAGAGUGGUGUUGAAUAUGGAUCAAGUGGACAAACCAGUAAAAAACUGUCAAAAGCUGAGCCAAGUGAGGCUGCCAAAGGAGAAACUACACAUGAAGAAAGAGAACCGGAAUUAUCCUUAGCAAAGCCUAGCGAUCCAGAAGUGAGUGGCUUGGAAGAGCCCAACCAAUCAGUACCCACUCUGGGUGAAUCUAAUAUAGUCGAGGCCCCACCCUCAGCUUCUGCUAAUGCAUCUGAAGCUCCACAAACUGAACAACUCUCUGCUACCAAUGAUACCUCCACCGAACCAAGCAGUCGAGAUGUGACACCAGGUGCUGAAGGAUCUUCUACCAACCCAACACAAUCAAAGAACAGCAAGGCCAGUAAUAAAAAGAAGAAAAAGUCUGGUAAGAAGGGAAAUAAAAAGAAGAAGAGAAAGUAA
Molecule: messenger RNA, 1833 nt
Organism: Lodderomyces margitis
Lineage: Eukaryota; Fungi; Ascomycota; Pichiomycetes; Serinales; Debaryomycetaceae
Exons: 1
Coding region: 1-1833 (610 amino acids)
Molecular function (GO): protein binding
Source: RefSeq, a predicted model, not a curated record